Messenger RNA from Raphanus sativus (radish), 898 nucleotides. RefSeq lists its product as uncharacterized. The record is from RefSeq and is a predicted model, not a curated record. The coding region runs from base 256 to 864 and encodes 202 amino acids. The transcript has 2 exons. Lineage: Eukaryota; Viridiplantae; Streptophyta; Magnoliopsida; Brassicales; Brassicaceae.
CCUCCCAGUGCAAGCCGCGCCGUCAAAGAUCAUCCAAAACCCUGAUAGCCGCCAACUCCUUAUCUCUCUUAAUUUCGAUAUCUAUUGUUCUUAGAUCUCAUACUAAUCCAACUUUGAAACUUUCAUUGUUGAUUAUUCAAGGUUUCUAAAAGAGGAACCAAGGAGAAAAGAUCGGCAAAGAUUAAGAUGUCGAGACUCCAUCACUAGGAUUACCCAGCCCUUGAUCUCAAUGGAGACAAUUACCUUGAUUGGGCGAUGAACACUUCAGCCGAUUUAAAGUCUAAAGGACUUGGGAAGUGUAUCAAAUACGGCAAUGAUACCCUUGCAUAUGAAAGGCGUAUAGCUGUUUUGAUAAUGAGAAAGCAUCUCGUGAAGGAUCUGUAUGAUGAGUGCAGCUACAUCAACGAUCCUUACGAUCUCUGGUCGAGAUUGAACACCAUGUUCUUCGAGCCAUUACUAGAUGAGUCCAUGAAAGAAUGGAAGGCUCUAAGGUUCCAGGAUUAUGAAUCCGUGGAUGACUAUCACUUUGAUCUUAUGAGAAUCACCCAUAGUCUUAAACUAUGUGGUGAAGUGAUAACAAACUAUGACUUGUUAAGUAAGACUCGUGACACGAUCCAUUCAAAGGAAGUGUUGUUAUCACAGAAGGCUAAAGGUUUCACAACCUAUUACGACCUUCUCUCAUACCUUUCAGCUCUUGAGGAAAAGAAGCAGAAAAGGAAAGUCAACCUCGACAAACUCGACUAUGUUAUGGAGAUAAGUGCCGAGUAUCAAUGUGAGAUGAUAUACGGUGAUGCUGAAGAAGCUAAGAAAAGAAAAUUCGGGUGGACUCAUAUAGAUGAUGAGAUUGGUUUAUUCAUUGAAUAGAGAACCAAAUGUGAGCCACGUCCAAGAUGUUAUU